Molecule: messenger RNA, 2205 nt
Organism: Cercopithifilaria johnstoni
Lineage: Eukaryota; Metazoa; Nematoda; Chromadorea; Rhabditida; Onchocercidae
Source: the annotation of a GenBank genome assembly
AUGGCUCCUGCGGGACAAAGCGCGUCGUGGUCUGAUAUACUUUGCUGUCGUAUUUGUUCAAAACUUUUUAGCUCCAAAAAACUGCCAAUAAAUCUCGCUUGUGGUCAUACAAUAUGUCAUAAUUGUCUUAAGAAGCUUAAUACAAAUAGCUGUCCUUUGGAUCAGGCAGUAAUUUCUCUUCCUCUCGAAAAAUUACCUCCGAAUCGUGCAUUGCUCUCAGUUCUAUCAGAAUUUAUCGAUGAUAAAUUUGGAAUUUGUCAAGAACUCUCCGAAGAAUAUCGACAUAUUGAAUCGAUUCUCGUCAAAUUGGCCUCUUAUUUACAUCCCGUCGAAUGCUUAUUUGGAGGAAGUGUUUGGAGUGAUGAAUUAAGUAGACCGAUGCAACGCAAGUUAAUAUCGUUACUGUGCUAUCAAUUGAUGGAAUAUAAAGGUCUCCAGCGGGCACUAAAAACAGCACGCGCUUUGGCGGAACGCGCUCUUUCAGAAUUGAUUAUUUGUCAUCAAGAUAAUUCUAACAUAUCGGCAAUUCUUUGGUCUGCUAUUCGUUCUAGAGGAUGCCAGUUCUUAGGUCCAGCAAUGCAAGAAGAAGUUCUGAAGCUCAUCUUAUUGAUACUUUCGGAAGGUGCAUUAAUGUCUCGUAAAACAUUGGUGUUAUAUAUUGUGCAAGCAUUAAGGGAAGAUUAUCCGCAAGCUUCGAAAACGUGUAUUGGCCAUGUUGUGCAGUUGCUUUACCGAGCUAGUUGCUUUAAUGUAUUAAAACGUGAAGGUGAAUCAUCACUGAUGCAAUUGAAAACGCAGUUUCGCGAUUAUGAUGCACUACGUCGUGAGCAUGACACUCAAAUCGUACAAAUAGCUUUCGAACAAGGUUUACGUAUGUCACCAGAUCAGUGGUCAGCUUUACUGUAUGGUGAUCAGCAUCAUAGGUCUCACAUGCAAAGCAUUAUCGACAAACUCCAAUCAACGCAAGAUUUCGAACAACAAAUCAAUGACUUAAAGGCGGCAAUAGAACAAAGUUCUGAUCGGGAAAUGCUUAUUCGAACAUUCGAACAUUUUCAACGUUUCGCCAGUUUUGAUUACUUAAAUGAGUUACCAGAUUGGACAUUGGCAAUAGAUUUGUUCGAUUCUUUGUUAUUUAUAGUAAAAGCAUACGUUAAAUUCAUGCGGACAAGGAGCAUAGAUAAAUUAAUUUCUACAGCUAGAUAUAUACGUUCUGGUAUAUGUCAUCACAGAGAUCGCAAUUAUAAAACACGUUUUUCUCGGAAUUUUUCGAAUCUGGGAAAUAUGGCAGCUGAUUAUGUUUAUCCUACUAAUUUGCAAUGUACGAACGCGCUUGCUAAAAAUAGAUUUCAUGCUCCUAUACCGCAGAUGCAAUCACAUCCUUUACCUGUUAUCUUUAUGAGAAUGCCAGCAUACGCUGCAUCGCCCACAGCAGUCCCACAACUCCAAGUGGCAGAACUCCCACCACUGUUGACAAAUGCCUCACGAAUUUGCCCAUUAUCAGCUGUUGGAAAUAAUGGUUUUGCUGGGACAGAGGAAUCAUCCGUUCGAAAUUUGAUACCACGAGCACAACCUCUUCCAGCGCCACGGGUUCCAUUAGUGCCAGUAAUGAUACCAGAUAUUAAUUACUCCGUUUCUUCACCGUUAUUGCCGGUAGCCGCACUGCUAAAAAUUAGAGUUCCUGGAUCUGCUGGUCUACCCGUUGGUGUCACACCAAAUUUUCCAUUAUCUUCACCUUCUUUACAAAUGUCUCCAACUAGAUUUGGUUACAUUUUGGAAAGAUGCUUGCAAUAUCUGCAGCAUGCUGAAAAUACUGGUGCUGAUGAAAGUGCCGAUGAAUACGAUUUGCAAAGAAACAAUUCGGUAAAAGUGGCACCCGUAUCGACAGCACUACCAACAGUAUGUCCUGUCCUUUCCAGUACGAGUAGUACGAUUUCCGCUUCUGUCCAAGCACCGUGUACUAUUGUGCAUAUCAGGGACACCAUCAAACAGCCUUUACGAACUUCAUGUAUUCAGCAGUCACAGUUACCUCUAACAAAGAAAGUGGAUCCCAUUAUGGUGGCGAAGCAGUCACCGCUGGAAAUUUAUCCAGCGUCGGAAACUCCAAACGAUUCAAAAAGUGUCACUAACACGAAGGGUGAAGUUAUUAAUGUAGAGGAACGAAUGAAUGUUGUGCGCAGAAAAGAUCAUAUAGGAUCUAGUCGAUGA